AUGUUUCAGAAAAAAAAUUUGGCCAGUUUUGGGGUCCAAGACUAUACUCCAACCAUUGUGACAGAUGAAUGGGUUAAUGGGACAACACUACAAAUUCCUACCAACAUCACCAAUGUUCCAUCAGUUACUGGAGUGUAUGAUCAGACCAUUCAUCUACCACAGCAAUCAGUCCAUGGAGUCAGUAGUAACUGUUACUACAAUGGUGUACACUCACCUGUGGUAACACCCACACCUAAUGUGACAACACCUGGACCAUCAGCUGAGUAUCCCCAGAGGUCUUCUGCUAAGCUUAAAUCAUGGAGUCUUCAACCACAGAGUGUACCUGCAUUUGUGGCACCAGUUGAAGCACAAACAAAAUCUAAACCCAAAAAGUCAAAGGAAAAGAUUCCUAAAACUGUUUCUCAGGGACAGUAUGUUAGUGCAGACAAAAAUUUGACUUCCAAAAGCUCAAUGGCCAAAGGGAGUAGAAAACUGGAGAAAAACAAUGCAAAACCCAUGCAGCAAUCAGUUGGAAAGCCAGUGGAUGUAACUUUGCACCAGACUGAGAAUUCUGUACAAACUUCUUUAGCUCAGAAAGGUGGCAAGAAGGGAGUCAAGCGCAUUGUUGUUCCACCAAAGGCUCAGACAGAUUCAGUGGAAUAUCCUCCAUAUGUGGCCAGAAUUAUGAGGAUCCUGAACAGGCAAAAACAGGGUCAGGUGGAAUCUGCCGAUGAUAAAAAGGAAACAGAAUCUGAUGUUUUCACAUCCAAACAAAUGACUUCUGUUGGUAAAAAAGAUACGGGCAGAUCUGAUUCUACUCCUAAACAGGCUACUACUGCUACUGUCCAAAAAGCAACCAACACUGUGGACUCGAGCCCUAAAAAAGCAACCGACACUAUGGACUCAAGCCCUAAACGGGGUGUUGUAGCUAGAACUCCAGUGUCAUCAAAGCAGUCUGUACUAGAAAUGAAGUUUCAGCAAAAGUCCUUGUCUAGUAGUGCUGAACGGAAGGUUAUUGAGAAAUGUAGCCAGUUGAAAUAUGGGUCCAAACAAGAGCCAAUGUCUAUCAAAAAGACUCUCCCAGAGGACUACAAACCAGUGGUUAACACAGCCCUGUUACUAGAUGACUGGUCACCUGACAGUUUUACUCUGUUGGAAGCUGACAGUUUUUAUGGACCAGAGAUUCUUGUCACUUCUGGUUCUCACUGCUUUGUGGCCUCUGUACCUUUCUUCUGAUUGGAUGACACAGACUUUUGAAUAUUAUUGGAGGUUGCUGAUAUUCAGUGAUGAGAUGGGACUUUAUCUUAGUGAAUUCUAACCACAGUCUUUCAUUACAGUUUCUUUGAUAUAUUUUUUAGAAAGGACUUUUGACUUUUAGCUGAUGUGGCUUUACGAAUUGAUCUCAUGAUUUUGGAUCCAAACUUUUCGAU
Saccostrea cuccullata (small rock oyster) is the source of this 1409-nucleotide messenger RNA. RefSeq lists its product as uncharacterized. The transcript has 7 exons. The record is from RefSeq and is a predicted model, not a curated record. The coding region runs from base 1 to 1215 and encodes 404 amino acids. Lineage: Eukaryota; Metazoa; Mollusca; Bivalvia; Ostreida; Ostreidae.